This is a messenger RNA of Camellia sinensis, 2141 nucleotides long. It is a transcript of the gene CBSX6, whose product is annotated as Cystathionine beta-synthase (CBS) family protein. Gene Ontology annotation, cellular component: cytoplasm; nucleus. Lineage: Eukaryota; Viridiplantae; Streptophyta; Magnoliopsida; Ericales; Theaceae. The record is from RefSeq and is a predicted model, not a curated record.
UUCCUCCGAGUGACGGCCCAAAUUGGGUGACGGAGUCCCAACCGUACCCAACUGAGGGAAGCCUCUCCCUUCCAGAAAUUCCCCACCCCCAAUAAUUGAUCAAUUCUUCUGUCUCUAUCUCUCCAAUAAUUCCAUAAUGAUCCUUUUUCUACUCAUCCAACCCCACCUCUCUCUUCCUCACUCUCUCUCUCUCUCUCUAGCAACGCAUUGUCUCUAUAAUACUACUAGAUCCCUACCCCCACUGCCUCGCCCGUACAUCAUUCCAACAAAUUCGGAAUCAAAGAAGACUCAGAUCCCCAAUCCAGAUCCAAACCAACCUCUCUCUCUCUCUGUCUCUCUCUCAAUCAAACCUUUGAUGGGCAUUAAGCUUCCUACUCUAUCAUGGCCAAUUGCCUUUCUCAUCCCUCUCACUUCCCUUCAACUACCACUUCCCAUUUCCUGAAUACCCUUCUUCCCAAACUCCCCAUUACCCGUUUUCACCUCCUCCUCAUCUUCCUUCACUCUCUCUUAUAACAACACCACUCCACUCUGUUUGUUUACCCAGAAAAUCAAAUCAAAUCAAUCCAGUUUUGACUUCCUUACCCAGAAAAUCAAAUACCCAAAUCCAGUUUUUCACUCAAUUUUCUGGGUUUUUGCUUUUGAAUUGAGUUGGGUACAACAGGAAAGAACGACAUGGCAUCCGUGUUUUUGUACCAUGUGGUUGGGGAUCUGACGGUGGGGAAGCCGGAGCUGGUGGAGUUUGCGGAGACUGAGACAGUGGAGGCGGCGAUUAGGGCGAUAGGAGAGUCGAUGGAAGGAGGGAUACCUGUGUGGAGGAAGAGAUCGCCACACAAGAGUGUGAUUGAGAAUGCUGAGAUGAGGCAACAGAGGUUUGUGGGUAUUCUCAAUUCGCUCGAUAUCGUGGCCUUCUUGGCCAGAGAUGAGUUUUUGGAGGAUCAUGAUAAGGCCAUGAAGACCCCUGUCUCUGAGGUGGUUGUUCCCAACAGUUCUCUGCUCAAGGAGGUUGAUCCUGCUACAAGAUUGAUUGAUGCGUUGGAGAUGAUGAAGCAGGGUGUUAGGCGUCUUCUCAUUCCUAAAAGCGUUGUAUGGAAAGGCAUGAGCAAGCGAUUUUCAAUUCUCUACAAUGGCAAGUGGCUUAAAAACCUUGACGCCUCUAGCAGCUUUAAUACCAACCGCCCUUCUGCAUCUUCUACCACUACCAUCCACGGCAAGUUCUGUUGUCUAUCUCGAGAAGACGUCAUACGUUUCCUUAUCGGCUGCCUCGGUGCAUUGGCUCCUCUCCCUCUGUCAUCCAUAUCUUUCCUCGGAGCCAUCAACCCAAACUACUAUUCAAUUGAAGCAUCCCAUCCCGCCAUCGAAGCUGCCCAAAAGCUUCCCCACGACCCCAGCGCCGUCGCUGUUGUGGAAACCACAUUGGACGGUCAAAACAAGAUCAUUGGAGAGAUUUCAGCAUGCAAACUGUGGAAAUGUGACUACUUAGCCGCAGCGUGGGCCUUGGCCAAUCUCUCAGCAGGACAGUUUGUGAUGGGUGUUGAGGAUAAUGUGUCUUCAAGGUCACUACCGGAUCUUUUGGUGAAUCCAGGAGUAGGAGAUAGUUGUUUAGUUAAUGGCAGUGGCUCAAUGCGGCUGAAGAAAUUCAGCAGUAGGAGUAUUGGGUUCAUUAGUACUCCAAACCCUAGUUUUGGUGUCGGUAGGAGCAUGUAUAGGGGUAGAAGUGCGCCCUUAACGUGUAAGGUUACAAGUUCGUUGGCUGCGGUGAUGGCUCAGAUGCUGUCUCAUCGCGCAACCCAUGUGUGGGUGACUGAGGCUGAAAAUGAGGAUGUCUUGGUUGGCGUGGUCGGUUAUGCUGACAUUUUGGCUGCUGUGACACGACCGCCAGUGGUAAGUGUUCCUGGAACAACAACAGCAGUUUGAGAGUAGAAUGAGGUUCUGUAUUGAAACUUUUUCCUCUCUCUCUCUCUCUCUCGCUCUCUCAUUAUUAUUACUAUUAUUAUUCAUCAAAAUUAGUUCUCAGGUUGUGUUUGAGCCAUUUUUGUUGGGAUUUUGUAAAAGAGAUUUGGGCUUUUGGGGCUUAUGUGAACAAUGAUGAUUUUGUGUAUAAUUUGGUUUGUUAAUGUGAAAUGAAAUCAUAUUAGAUUGUA